GUAGGCAGCUUGCAGUGUAAGGGGCGGUGUGUGUGUGUGUGUGUGUGUGAGAGAGAGAGAGAGAGAGAGUCAUAUAAAACCCAGGAGCGGAGCAGUGCUGCUACAUUUGGAGUGCCCACUUCAGAGAGAAAGGACAAACCCUUAGAACUUCUCGCAGUCGCGCGUCCGCGUCUACACCUUGUCCUGUCUGCGCGCUCACCGGAAUAACCACGUGAUCAGCGUGGGUGCGACGUCACCUGAAUACCGUCCAAACGCUGAAGGAAUGUAACCGUUGAGCCGGUUAACCGGUACAGCCAUGGUGUGAAAUGGCUCGGGGAGUCCUGGUCCCGUUGCUUCUCGCUCCUCAUACUGGAAGCAGCUGAACUUGCGGCGGUAGCGCGAGGAUGGAGCACAUGGCGGAUGUGAAGUGUAAGAUGGUGGUGGUGGGAGACAGCGCGUGCGGCAAAACGGCCCUGCUCACCGUCUUCGCCAAAGACUGCUUCCCGGAGAGCUACGUACCCACAGUGUUUGAGAACUACACAGCCAGCUUUGAGAUCGACUCUCUCCGAGUGGAGCUCAGCCUCUGGGACACAUCCGGAUCACCAUACUAUGACAACGUACGUCCGCUCUCGUACCCCGACGCAGAUGCGGUGCUCAUCUGUUUCGACAUCAGCCGACCAGAAACCCUGGACAGUGUGCUCAGGAAGUGGAAGGGUGAGAUUGAGGAAUUUUGUCCCAAUACUAAAAUGCUCCUGGUUGGUUGCAAAUCAGAUCUUCGUACAGACCUGGCAACCUUUGUGCAGCUUUCCAACGAGUUGCCACUAACCUACGAUCAGGGUUCAAACAUGGCCAAGCAGAUCUCAGCUCCUUACAUCGAGUGUUCUGCACUGCAGUCGGAGAACAGCGUGAGAGACAUUUUCCAUGUGGCUGCUUUGGCUUGUGUCAACAAGAGCAACAAAAAUGUAAAGCGUCACAAGUCUUCCAGAGCCACCAAGAGAUCCUCGCACAUGCCCAGUAGAGCCGAGCACGAUUCAAUGUCAUGUCUGCACAAGAGCAAGGCCAAAACCUGUUCUGUAAUGUGAAGAACCAACAGAAACUCUUUUCUGCAUUUUACUUGGAUUUGUUUGCCAUCUGGAUCGAAAUCAUGGAUUUUUUUUGCACUUUAUACAAAUUCAGUGACUUCAGUGACCAAGAUGGCUACGUUAUAUUAUAUAUAUAAUUUUCAGGAGUGCCGAAGUCUGGAACCCGAGAGACCUGAAUUCAUGAAGUGUUCAUUGCUGUGCCAAAACCUGAUUUCCUUUUUUUUUUAAAUGUAUGCAGGACUUAAAUGAUGGAUUCAAAAUCAUCAAGCAAACUAUAAGCAGGAAAAAGGAAGUCAUUAAAAUUCUAAUAGUCAUGACAGAUCUAGCACCUAAACCCCGCUUAUAUUUAGUGGAUGUAUUUUACUACAGUGAGUGAAUCUAAACUCAGCUAUGUCCCUUGACCCAAGCAGAACAUGAUGGACUGUGGUAAGUCUUUUCAGAACUGAGAAAUUUUGUAAAUGAAACUGAAGCAAUAAAUCAAUCUUAACCUCC
Molecule: messenger RNA, 1553 nt
Organism: Hemibagrus wyckioides
Lineage: Eukaryota; Metazoa; Chordata; Actinopteri; Siluriformes; Bagridae
Product: rho-related GTP-binding protein RhoE-like
Exons: 5
Coding region: 384-1061 (225 amino acids)
Biological process (GO): small GTPase-mediated signal transduction
Molecular function (GO): GTP binding; GTPase activity
Source: RefSeq, a predicted model, not a curated record